UAGGAGUGAAUCAAAAGUGAAUUUGAUAGACGUUUAUACCAUGGCGCAGCUCUGUAUUCUGCCUCAACUGUGCAGUUUACACAGGUUAAACUUGAAGAUUCCUGUGUGUGUUUUGUCCCUCUCUACCGAAAUAAUCCUACUUGCAAAAUGUUGCUGUUAACUGAUCCAAAGGAUAAAGAGACAGUUUUGGCAGUUUAUUUGAACCAGUGUUGGUGGCCUGUUGAAGAUGUAGUAAAGACGACUGAUCCUUCUAGAGCUGGGCUACUUUCGGUCCAGACAUUUGGAGAAAGGAUUGUCCUCUUUGUUCUGAACUACAUUAUUUUUGGAAAGCUGGAAGGGCGUUCAGCUAAUGAUGCAUUCUUUCUACCUCACUCUGCCACUGAGUGUGCCAAGAUACUCUGGAGAAAUGGCGAGGCUGUUGCCUUUUACUCGGUCAAGAUGAAAGGGAGCCUAUGUGAUGGUACAACCAGUCAGUGUUAUUUGCUGCCGGUUUUGGAUACUAUAUUUGUCCGGAGAAAGUACAGAAGAAGUGGCCUAGGGAUGAAAAUGCUGCGUGAUUUCUGUCAGUCUUUCAUGGCUGAGGAUGCCUUGGGGAUCAGCUGCCCUAUUUCUGCUGCGAUGUAUCAAGUUUGCCAGAAAUUCUUGCAGACUUAUCCCGAGGAGCAGAAGCGGCUGUGGGAGGUGGAAGCACCAGGAGAUUGGAGCCAGCGAGUGAAUAUCUGGUUAAAAAUUCAGAUGGAGUCAUCCCCUGCAGGAAAGGCUGAAACAGGCUUUCGAACCAAUAAACCCAGGCAAUCAGAUGUGGACCAGAUGAGUAAGGGCGCUGAAUAC
Messenger RNA from Pygoscelis adeliae (Adelie penguin), 831 nucleotides. It is a transcript of the gene FAM169B, whose product is annotated as family with sequence similarity 169, member B. The annotation marks the transcript as partial. The transcript has 8 exons. The record is from RefSeq and is a predicted model, not a curated record. Lineage: Eukaryota; Metazoa; Chordata; Aves; Sphenisciformes; Spheniscidae.